CUCGAUUUCAUCACUUACAGCUCGAGUGUUGCGGUUGGAUUGGCUUGUGUUCUUGGAUUGCACCAGAAUCUUAAAGGGACACCCAUUUCAGUCAUUUCAGCCACAAUCUAUGAUAAUUUCGCGAGACUUGCAUGGGCUUUAGCUCUUUCGUGGGUUGUAAUUGCAUGUCAGCUCAAUAUUGCUGGUCCAAUAAAGGAUUUCCUGGAACUUGGCUUGUGGGCACCGUUCAGUCGCUUGGCUUAUUGCUCUUAUCUGACACAUUUCUUUGUGCUGGUCAUCUAUGAAUCUCAGUUGCGUCGACCGUUACAUUUUGUGAGUACGAUCGUAACGUACAUUCACGAUGCCGUUCCAAUAUUCAUCAUAACCUUCGUCUUUUCACUCUUCUGGAGCUGUGGUUUCGAGCUGUCCUUUGGUAGACUUGAUAAGAUGCUCAUAGAUGCCGUGUUUGGUCGCUGA
Molecule: messenger RNA, 456 nt
Organism: Anisakis simplex (herring worm)
Lineage: Eukaryota; Metazoa; Nematoda; Chromadorea; Rhabditida; Anisakidae
Source: the annotation of a GenBank genome assembly